Messenger RNA from Penicillium malachiteum, 213 nucleotides. RefSeq names its product Acyl-CoA N-acyltransferase. The record is from RefSeq and is a predicted model, not a curated record. Lineage: Eukaryota; Fungi; Ascomycota; Eurotiomycetes; Eurotiales; Aspergillaceae. The transcript is spliced from 2 exons. Bases 1 to 213 code for a protein of 70 amino acids.
AUGUCUGAAAUAAAUACCACGGCAUCUUCUUGGUCUCGCUCAAGCCACACGAGAAUGCAUCUUUCAAUGUUGGUUGAAAGCACACUUCUUGGUACUUAUGAGCGGAGGGAAAUUGGGGUUGAUUCAGCAUUCGGGUCCUGUGCAAAGGAUGAUUUCCACUUCGCCAGGUUUUUGCAGAAAAUUGGCUUCGAAUCCGUGGAGAAAAGGAAUUGA